Molecule: messenger RNA, 2767 nt
Organism: Anneissia japonica
Lineage: Eukaryota; Metazoa; Echinodermata; Crinoidea; Comatulida; Comatulidae
Product: tripartite motif-containing protein 2-like
Exons: 2
Coding region: 94-1683 (529 amino acids)
Biological process (GO): positive regulation of DNA-templated transcription; microtubule-based process
Cellular component (GO): dynein complex; nucleoplasm; chromatin
Molecular function (GO): zinc ion binding; ubiquitin-protein transferase activity
Source: RefSeq, a predicted model, not a curated record
UAGGCCUAAGAAUGGAAAUUCCAGUCUGACGCUUUAGAAACUGUUACGCUGUCGAGACCUAACCGUUAGCCUAGAUUUCACGCAUAUAACAAUAUGGCUAAGGCACUUGAACAAAGCGUACUUUUCGAUGCACCAGAUUCAAUUGAGUGUCAGAUUUGCUUGGAGAACUUCAUUAACCCCAAAAUAUUGGAUUGUAAUCAUUACUUUUGUGAAAAAUGCAUUCUCAACUGGAGCAAUUGCAAUAAAGGAAGAAGUAUUCACUGUCCGACCUGUUGGCAGACGACAGUACUACCAAACGGUAAAGCUGAAGGACUGCGCGAGCAUGUUGUUGCAGCACCGGGCGGCGAAGUAGCAUCGACACCAAAUGAUAAAACUGAAAACCUGCGACCCCAUGUUGUGAUCACAUCAGAACAGGCAGCAUCGGCAGAAUGCUGCAAAGCAUUGAGCUCUGAUAAACCACCUCCACCAAAUAAAAUCAUUGAACGUAUGUGCCAAUUACAUACAGAAGAGCUUAGAUUCUUUUGCGAAACCUGCAAAGAGUCUGUUUGUCGAGAGUGUGUGGUGGUAGACCACCUGUCAGGUGCUGGUGGCCGCCAUAUUGUUUUUGACAUAAAGAUUGUAGCUAGGAAAGCUGAUGAAAUGUUUAGUGCAUCAAUUAAAAAACAAGUUUCGAAUGCUGCUAAAAUCGAUAGAGAGAUAAAUAAACUAGUCUGCAGCCUGGAUCAAGUUGAAGAAGGAUACCGGCGCACAGUUACUGGCAUCGAUGGAGUUUUCAACGAACUUGAGAAACAAUUAAAACAAAAACUAAAAGAUCUUAAAGAUGAGGCACUUAAAAUUAGAAAUGAAAGAAAUGCUAAGAUCGAAAGCCGCCUGAAGUAUAUGACAGAUAUGAAGACCAGCGAGCUCCAUAUCAAAGAAGUUUGUGAAAAUGCUCUGAAAUCUGGAAAGGCUUUUGACAAAGUCGAACUAGCAUCAUCUAUUAGUAACCACUGUGCAGGUGUCAGACAUAAUGAUAUCGAGGUUCUUUCAGAUGAUUCAAACUCUAUGCAGUUUGUCCAAAACGCUUAUGCGCUGAAGCGUUUUAAAGAUGAGUUGCAGACAAUCGGGAAAAUAAACAAAUCAGAUGUGACCCAAAUGAUUAAUAGAGUUGAAUGUGGCAUGUCCAGUGAUCUGGAGCGAUUUGCGACUCAAGUCAUCAGGGCGGCUUUUACUCAGAGGAAUAAUGUAAACCGUGCAGCCUUCAUAACCAAUGAAAUGAACAGAAAAUACGGAUGUACCUGGUGCUGCUUCAUUGGCUCUCACGCCAGAUCCUGCCAUGUGCCACUCAAUUUUAAACUGACAGUGAGAGUAGAUGGCGCAUGUGAUGUUGUGCUCUUCAAAAUCCCUUCCGUGACAGACGGGGGUGUGACACUCACAGAGUACACAGUCCAGAAGGUCUCCAGUAAGAACAUGCCGCCAAAUAUAAUACUUGAUGCCAUUGAUUUGGUUUACAGUGGCCAACGCUCAUGCGGGAAUACGAGAAACAAACUGUCGUGUUUCGUCAGCACUGAACUCAGUCGCCUGCAUGGGGGUGCCUGGAAUUGUAUGAUCAUGGGUGGGUCCUACUUUUGGAGUCAUCCGCUUCCGUUGAUGUAUAUCACGUUGAUUGUUGGACAGGAGUACAUCAUCAUCUGGAGAAGCUGAACUGAUUUCUUGGCAGUGUCGCACACCUGGCUCUGAUUCGGGCCGAUACAGGACAGUGGCGGUAGGAAUUCGAAAUAGAGGGGCCCAGGCCGGGUUUCACAGAUGGGGAGUAAGACAAUUUAUUAUUAUGACACCUCUAGAUGGUUGGAAAUGGCAUUGUCCGACCUAACUUUGAUUAUAAUUUUCCAUUUUUCUCAAUUGUUUUCAUAUUUGUUGAAAAAUUUAGGGGGAGGAAGACCGACCGACUCCCCCUUCCUCGUUGAAUCCGCCACUGCAGGGCUAUUUUAGCAGUCCGGAGUAUAUAUGUUUACAGCUUGCCCUCCAAUUCAGGGCGACCUUUGGGACUUGAAUGAGGUUAGCUAGGUUUGUGUUAAAAAAUUGAAAAAGUGGUCUCGGAUUACGGGAGUCUCGAAAUGAAGGGCGGAUUGUUUUUUUUUUUAAUGAACGAAAAAAUGUAUUUAGAAAAAAAUUAAAUAAACCAUUGGUCAUGUAGAAGAGAUACUGGUCACAAGUUUUUCUCCGUUUUGAAUGCCAAAAAUUAUUCAGAUAUUCCUGAAGAAAAGCAACACGUAGCUCAUGAGUGCAGCUCAUGCUAACAAAUCUCUUAUCAAUCAAUCUCAAUAUUGUGUUAAACAAGCACAGCAACGUAUUUUCUUCCUAUGUAGAUUAAGAUCUUCUGAACCUGUUCUCCUGUGAUGUGUCGUUUUUAUAAAACAUGCCAUAGAGAAUGGUCUAACUCUUUGAAUUACUGUGUGGUUCGGCGGCACAUCGGAGAAAGAUCUUGACUGUGUAAUUAAGAUCGCCUCUCGUAUUAUCGGUAUUGACCAAUGCUCAGUCGACAAGCUCUACCAAGAAAGGCUUGUGUCGAAAAAAGCACGGUUGAUUGUUGCAAAUAUUUUUUAGAUAAUGCGAAGCGGUCAGCGGUCUGCCAAUAUGUUUAGGGAUUGUUUGGCACUAAAUAAUUAUAGUACUUUUUUUUUUUUUUUAAAUUUAUUAUAGGUGUGCACAUGUGUGUGCACGGUAUGUAUUUGCGGCAUUAUACACUGAGCCAACCCAAAUUUCUAUGUAUCAUUCAUACAUUGAU